Messenger RNA from Acaulospora morrowiae, 158 nucleotides. Lineage: Eukaryota; Fungi; Glomeromycota; Glomeromycetes; Diversisporales; Acaulosporaceae. The record is from the annotation of a GenBank genome assembly.
UUGGAGAAAAACGACCCAACCUAACGAAGGCGCAACAAGAACCGAUGACACUACCCAGUAAUGACGCAUGGAAGACAAUAGAAGAACAUACCGACGACAAAACGACCACCAAACAAGAAGAGAUGAACGAUGACCUUGAAAAAAUGACGAAUGAAUGA